This is a messenger RNA of Chelonus insularis, 1531 nucleotides long. RefSeq names its product LIM domain-containing protein A-like. Lineage: Eukaryota; Metazoa; Arthropoda; Insecta; Hymenoptera; Braconidae. The record is from RefSeq and is a predicted model, not a curated record. The transcript has 4 exons. Bases 45 to 1328 code for a protein of 427 amino acids.
CUUCCCAAAGUGUUCAACUGUCAUUGAAACUCCGUGCUAUCAACAUGAAGUUUCUUUUAGUAUCAGUGGUGCUCUUAGUGGGUUCAUCUCUUGCUGUACCAGUGGUAAGGCGAGUACGAAGAGAUAUUCUUCCUGGAGAUCCACGAUAUGGUACAGAUUAUCAUCAUCACCAUCAUCAUGUUCAUGGUGACCACCAUGAUCAUUCUCACGGUCAAGUUCAAGUAAGCAAAGCUACUGGAAACUACGUUGGAUCUUACUUGGCACCCGCUCCAGUUUAUGGACCACCUGGUUACCAACCCGGUACUCCUCUUGGACCUCAAAAUACUCCUGUUUUCGCUGGAACUUACCAACAACCAGCUCAAGUGCACAAUCACUAUCAUCACGUACCAGCACCCACUUAUGGAGUUCCAACCCAACAAGAACAUCACCAUUAUUCAGGUUCUCAACCCUCCGCACCGAUUACAACUAAAGUCACACCCACUGUUAGUCAACCAAUUGACUCCUAUGGAAGCCCAAUCAGUACUAACGUUAAUCAUCAUCAUCAUCAUCAUCAUCAUGAAACAAUGCAAACAGUUCAACAACCAACCAGAAGCUACCUCACCCCAGUAAUUGAAAGUAAGAAGCCAGAAGCCACUGUCAAUACUAAGGUGUUAUAUGACCAACCUAAAGUUAAUAACGCAUACUUGGAACCAACUGUUCGAUCACCAGCUACAUCAGUCCCUAAAUUACAAUUUGUUCCCGAAUCCCGGCCUGUACAAAAGAACCAAGUUACCGUUGAAACUGUACCAGCUACACUUCUACAUGAAUACACGACCGUCGUUCGUGACGAAUCAGUAGGAGAAGCACCAUCAGGCCCUUUCCCAUCUAUCCCGAACUUCCCCGCCUCGUUCCCCAACUUUGAAGUUCCUCAAGUCCCAGACUUCUCAACAGCUACCCAAGGCUUUACUGACAAUUUCAGUAACUUUGGCGAAAAUUACGAAAACUUCGUUUCCAAUUUCAAUACCAAUGGAUUUAACUUCCCUGGUUUUGGAACCCAAACUAAUGAAAAAGUUGAAUCAACACCUGUCCAAUCAGCUCCAGUUGUCAAACAGGCAGACGAACCAGUUACUGACACUCAAUCAGUCGUUGUUGAAAAUCAUCAUCAUGAGCAUCAUGAACUCCAUCAACAACACCCACAUCAAGAACACCAAUAUCAACACCAACCUCAAGAGCACCAACAUCAACAACACCAACAUCAACACCAACAUCAACAACACCAACAUCCACAGCCAACAGCUAACAAAGAAACCCAACAACUUGUUGACAACAACGGUGGAUAUGUUUAUUAGAAAACAUAUUGAUAAAUUCUAAACAUUAAAACAUGCAUUAUAAAUAAUAGCAUUAUAAAAUUUUAGUACCGAUACUAAAAAUAAAAGAAUUAGAUCAUUUUAAGUCAAAUGUACGAUGUAUUUAAAAGAGCUUCUUACAAGCUGAUACAAGUUCAUUUUUCUGAAAUAAAUUGUACAAAAAUUUUAUACAAUUUUUAAAAUAA